AUGCCCCUGCCAGCGCUGCUCUCCUCCAACGAUAGGUCGACUUAUUCCCUUGCAUCGUCCUCAAGCAAGGCACGCUCUGUCCCGGCCGUCGACGGCGACAUCCCGCCCGAGUACAUCCAUGACGAGGCCCAGCUGCCCUGCAUCCCGCCCGAACGACCGGACCUGCGCGAGCUCAACUGCUGCCUCGAGGCCCUGGCGGCGGUGUUUCCCGAUAUCCAGAUCGAGGUCUUCCGCGAGCUGCUGGGCAAUUUCGAUGGCGAGUCGAGGCUUGCUUUGGUGGCCGAUGCGCUGCUAAAGAACCGCGCUACGUGGGUCAAGGGCAGAUGGAAAGUUGCCGGCCCUGAGAGGCACACGGCCAUCGUCGUCAGUCAGCUCGUGCCGAGGGCAGAGAUCUUUCGAAGCGACGCUUACAAGAAUGCGGUGCGGACGCUUGCGUGGCAGGAGUUUAAAGGCCUGUCAAAGUCUACAAUCAACGCCGUGCUGGCCGAGUCCAACUACUCAUACCUGGACGCUCGGAGGACGCUCGUGACGCUCUCGUCCAAGUCAUGGCGCUUCACGCUCUCGUCCUUCAUCAUGAGGCGCAAGCCCGUGGCGACGGGCGAGGCAGAUCACCACCCUCUUGUCCGCUGGCGCACGACCGGCCAGGGCUCGAGCAUACCCACGAUACGAUCCACGGGCAACGCCGAGCUUGACCGGGAACUCUACGAUGCGCUCGUCCGCCCGCUGAAGGAAAAGGAUAGACAAGAUCGGAUCGAUAAAGACCGGGCCACGGCGAUGCGGCUGAACAGUGACGAAGCCGAGGAAGCAGGCGCAGUCCACGAGUGCAUGUGCUGCUUCACCACCGCUCCGUUUGAAGAGUUUACGCACUGCAACAAGGACGCACACAUGAUUUGCUUCCGCUGCGUCCAGCUCUCUCUCAAAGAGGCCGUCUUUGGCCAGGGCUGGCAGAGCAGCAUCAUCCCCGAGACGGGGACGCUGAGGUGCAUGGCUGUCGGCCGGGAUCAGUGCUCUGGCCACAUCUCGUCCGAACACAUGUGCAGAGCCAUGCUGGAAGAGAAGAAGGGUGCCGAGAUUCUGCAUCAGCUAGACCAGCGGCUUGCGGAACAUGCUUUGAUUGCUGCGAGACUGUCGCUGGUACACUGUCCGUUUUGCAGCUACGCAGAGAUUGAUGACAUCUACAUGCCGUCUAAGAGGGCAAGGAUGCGAGUUCGGAUUGCUGGUAUCCUCCACCUAUUAUUCCUCUUCUUUUGCUUCAUUUGUGUUGUCCUCAUCCUUCCUCUGGCUGUGCUAUCCAUUGUCGCCGCCUUGGCAUUUACCUCGUUGGGGCCGGUCUGGAUGCGGAUAUCGGCAGAGUGGAAGCACGCCAUGGGCAGACACACUCGUCGCCGACGCGGUCUCCAGUUUGCCUGUCAGAACCCUGAAUGCGGCCGAGUGUCCUGUCUGUCGUGUAGCAAGACCUGGACGGAUAUCCAUGUCUGCAACGAGUCGUCUCUGGUUGCGCUACGAACGCAGGUCGAGCAGGCCAUGAGCAUGGCCAUCAAGCGCGUCUGCCCUCGCUGCAACACGUCGUUUGUCAAAAACGCAGGCUGCAACAAGCUCACCUGCCCCUGCGGGUACAAGAUGUGCUACGUCUGCCGCGCCGAUCUCACCGAGGAAGGGUACCGGCACUUUUGCGACCACUUUAGACCCGACGGCGACCCGCGGCCGUGUCUGGAGUGCGACCGGUGCAAUCUGUGGGAAUCGGAAGAUGUCGACCAGAUACUACAGGAGGCCCGCGAAGAGGCAGAGCGAAAGUGGAAAGACACGGAGAAGAGAGACCUCUCGACGCCGGAAAAGGCAUUUCUAGAAACGGGCAUAGCGACACGGCUGAGUAGCAUAGGCAGUAUUGAGGAAAUCCUGUCGGCGGGGCGGAUGCCCUCGCUGGGAGAGUUUUUGGAUGUUGUGGUUGAGACCAUCUUUGUGUGAGCGAGAUGAGCACAUGGAGCCAGCCAGCGGGAGUUUUCUUGAAGUUUUCUUCCGAUACCCAUACUCGCUACAUUACUAUUCAAAGAUUUGCUGGUGCGACGAGUGUUGAAAAGUUUACCAAGACAGAGCGUUACGAUUCAAGAUGUUUCUUUCUUGCAGCGUCUCACGCAAGCCAGGCGUCUACAUAAAAAGGAGGAUGAAAUAUCACUACUCUAUGACGCUUUUUCCUUCGACUUGAUUCUCCUUCAAAAAGAGCAUCCUUAUAUGGGUACCCAGUAUCCAUCCAACACCUUUUUCUGAAAAUACCUUUUUAUACAUUCCUUUUCUGCUGCUUGCUGAAGCUGGAUACGUCUUUUCUCAUCACCUGACUUGGGAGGGAUAAAUGAACUCUUUUUUUUCCUCCUUUAUUUUUCCUUUCAUUAUACUGCUCUUUUAUCUUCUUCUUAAUAUUUUUUCCUUCCUUGUUUCCCUUUUUUUCCCGUCGGAACAGCUGGAUUGUUUUUUUUUUUUUGAAUUUUGAAUUUUGAAUUUUGAAAGCAUGGAUAUACAUGUUCCUUGUAUAAGGAGGGAACUUGAGCGCUUUGUUUUUUUUUGUUUUACCGAAAUCAUUUGAUGUAUAAUGGAGGGUAUGAAUGGAUUAAGCUUGAUUAAUGAACGAACGCACGAAUGAAUGGAUGGAUAGAUUGUUUUUGCCUUGGUUGCCUUGAAGAGUGAAAUGAGGGAAAAAAAACGUUAUUUUUUAAAACUUAAUUCUGCGUAAAUAUCCCGUAUCUUACAUAUCCCCAUUCAUGAUUUUCCCUUGACAAUACUGAUCCCAGGCCAUUUAUGC
This is a messenger RNA of Trichoderma atroviride IMI 206040, 2794 nucleotides long. Lineage: Eukaryota; Fungi; Ascomycota; Sordariomycetes; Hypocreales; Hypocreaceae. The record is from RefSeq and is a predicted model, not a curated record.